Messenger RNA from Metarhizium album ARSEF 1941, 951 nucleotides. Its product is annotated as thiamine pyrophosphokinase. Lineage: Eukaryota; Fungi; Ascomycota; Sordariomycetes; Hypocreales; Clavicipitaceae. The record is from RefSeq and is a predicted model, not a curated record. The coding region runs from base 1 to 951 and encodes 316 amino acids. Gene Ontology annotation, molecular function: 8-oxo-dGDP phosphatase activity. The transcript has 2 exons.
AUGGCAACCUAUACCAACCUCGACCUUGUGAAGCAAUGCGAUAAAUUUCCGUACGCUCAGAUGGAGCCUGAUGAGUACGCCCAAAAGAUCGCGGGAUAUUACAAGUUCCAUGUGGAAGGAUGCGAUUCGGUGCUCGGUUUUAUCCUUCCGUCCACCGCCCGCGGGUUCCAAUGGCCGGAUUUCUGGAGAGUGGACCACGAAGAGAAGACCGUGUUGCUUUGUGGCAAGACGCUCAAGGAAAGGGAUGAACACGUUGCCAGAACGCUUGCAGCAGAGCGCGAACGCUCUCACUUCAAGGUCCUCCAGGGAUGGCGGGAUGAGCUCUACCCUGUCUAUGGCCCGGACCGAAGCAUACUCGUCAAUAUCGAACGUGCGGGUAGCGCCUUGUUCGGGAUCGUAGUGUACGGAAUCCACAUGACUGGAUACGUCAAGACGGAGGACGGCCUCAAGAUCUGGGUGCCUCGUCGAGCCAAGAACAAGCAAACCUAUCCUGGUAUGCUUGAUAACACAGUCGGCGGCGGCCUCACAAGCGGCGACAAACCAUUUGAGAGCAUCGUGCGAGAGGCUGCCGAGGAGGCCUCGUUUCCCAGGGACUAUGUGCUGAAGAAUGCCAAGUCAUGUGGUACCGUCAGCUAUUUCGACAUUCGCGAUGAGCGAGCAGCACCUGGAGCAGAGAUUGGGCUGCUGCAGCCUGAAUGCAUGUACGUCUAUGAUGUUGAAGUCCCUGAGGACUUUGUACCACGUCCAGAUGACAUGGAGGUAGAAGACUUUCGUCUCUGGGGCAUCCCUGAGAUACAGGCUGCUUUGAGGAGGGGGGAGUUCAAGACAAAUUGUGCCCUGGUGCUGCUUGAUUUCUUUAUUCGCCAUGGCAUAGUCACGCCUGAAGAAGAGGGGGACUACGUUGAGAUUGUCGCAAGACUUCACAGAAAGCUCGAGUUUCCGUGCGCUUGA